Molecule: messenger RNA, 5237 nt
Organism: Loxodonta africana (African savanna elephant)
Lineage: Eukaryota; Metazoa; Chordata; Mammalia; Proboscidea; Elephantidae
Product: signal transducer and activator of transcription 5B
Exons: 19
Coding region: 301-2664 (787 amino acids)
Biological process (GO): regulation of transcription by RNA polymerase II; response to peptide hormone; cell surface receptor signaling pathway via JAK-STAT
Molecular function (GO): DNA-binding transcription factor activity, RNA polymerase II-specific; RNA polymerase II cis-regulatory region sequence-specific DNA binding
Source: RefSeq, a predicted model, not a curated record
UUUAUUUUAAACAUAUAAGACUAACGUCAGAUGCCAUGUGGUUUGUCUUUGACCUGUUGUACAUUGUACUGGUUCACGGCAGCUUUACUGAGUUAAACCUGAAUACCCAAUUGGGAAGACAAGACAUUCUUGGAUCUUUCUGAACUCUCUUCAAAGCUUAGGAGCCUUGGAAGGAGAGGCAAGACAUUCUUGAAUCUGUUCUCAACUCUCCUCAAAGUUGAGCGGCCUCGGAAGCAGUCUUAACAACAAAAGCAAAAUGCAAAAAUGCUGCUGCUGCUGUCUUCUCUCAGGUUGUAAACCAUGGCUGUGUGGAUACAAGCCCAGCAGCUCCAGGGAGAUGCCCUUCAUCAAAUGCAAGCAUUAUAUGGCCAGCAUUUUCCCAUCGAGGUGCGGCAUUACUUAUCCCAGUGGAUUGAAAGCCAAGCUUGGGACUCAAUAGAUCUUGAUAAUCCACAGGAGAACAUUAAGGCCACCCAGCUCCUGGAGGGCCUGGUGCAGGAGCUGCAGAAGAAGGCUGAGCACCAAGUGGGGGAAGAUGGGUUUUUACUGAAGAUCAAGCUGGGGCACUAUGCCACACAGCUCCAGAACACGUAUGACCGCUGCCCCAUGGAGCUGGUUCGAUGCAUCCGCCACAUCUUAUACAAUGAACAGAGGCUGGUCCGAGAAGCCAACAAUGGUAGUUCUCCAGCUGGGAGCCUUGCCGAUGCCAUGUCCCAGAAACACCUUCAGAUCAACCAGACGUUUGAGGAGCUGCGACUGGUCACACAGGAUACAGAGAAUGAGCUGAAGAAGCUGCAGCAGACUCAAGAGUAUUUCAUCAUCCAAUAUCAAGAGAGCCUGAGGAUCCAAGCUCAGUUUGCCCAGCUGGCCCAGCUGAACCCCCAGGAGCGGCUGAGCCGGGAGACAGCCCUCCAGCAGAAACAGGUGUCACUGGAAGCCUGGCUGCAGCGUGAGGCCCAGACACUACAGCAGUACCGUGUGGAGCUGGCCGAGAAGCACCAGAAGACCCUGCAGCUGCUGCGGAAGCAGCAGACCAUCAUCCUGGACGACGAGCUGAUCCAAUGGAAGCGGAGGCAGCAGCUGGCCGGGAAUGGAGGGCCCCCCGAGGGCAGCCUGGACGUGCUGCAGUCCUGGUGUGAGAAGCUGGCCGAGAUCAUCUGGCAGAACCGGCAGCAGAUCCGCAGAGCUGAGCACCUGUGCCAGCAGCUUCCCAUCCCAGGCCCCGUGGAGGAGAUGCUGGCUGACGUCAACGCCACCAUCACAGACAUCAUCUCAGCCCUGGUGACCAGUACAUUCAUCAUCGAGAAGCAGCCCCCUCAGGUCCUGAAGACGCAGACCAAGUUUGCAGCCACAGUGCGCCUGCUGGUAGGCGGGAAGCUGAACGUGCACAUGAACCCUCCCCAGGUGAAGGCGACCAUCAUCAGCGAGCAGCAGGCCAAGUCUCUGCUCAAAAACGAGAACACCCGCAAUGACUACAGUGGGGAGAUCUUGAACAACUGCUGUGUGAUGGAAUACCACCAAGCCACAGGCACCCUCAGCGCCCACUUCAGAAACAUGUCCCUGAAACGAAUUAAGAGAUCUGACCGUCGAGGAGCAGAGUCAGUGACAGAAGAAAAAUUUACAAUCCUAUUUGAAUCACAGUUCAGUGUUGGUGGAAAUGAGCUGGUUUUUCAGGUCAAGACCCUGUCCCUCCCGGUGGUGGUGAUUGUUCAUGGCAGCCAGGACAACAAUGCAACGGCCACCGUUCUCUGGGACAACGCUUUUGCAGAGCCUGGCAGGGUGCCAUUUGCCGUGCCGGACAAAGUGCUCUGGCCGCAGCUGUGUGAAGCACUCAACAUGAAGUUCAAGGCAGAAGUGCAGAGCAACCGGGGCCUGACCAAGGAGAACCUCGUGUUCCUGGCGCAGAAGCUGUUCAACAGCGGCAACAGCCACCUGGAGGACUACAGCAGCAUGUCUGUGUCUUGGUCCCAGUUCAACAGGGAGAAUUUACCAGGACGGAAUUACACUUUCUGGCAGUGGUUUGACGGUGUGAUGGAAGUGUUAAAAAAACAUCUCAAGCCUCACUGGAAUGAUGGGGCCAUUUUAGGUUUUGUGAACAAGCAACAGGCCCACGACCUACUCAUUAACAAGCCAGAUGGGACCUUCCUGCUGAGAUUCAGCGACUCUGAAAUCGGCGGCAUCACCAUCGCUUGGAAGUUUGACUCUCAGGAAAGAAUGUUUUGGAACCUGAUGCCUUUUACUACCAGAGACUUCUCUAUCCGGUCCCUGGCCGACCGCUUGGGGGACCUGAAUUACCUUAUCUACGUGUUUCCUGACCGGCCCAAAGAUGAAGUGUACUCCAAAUAUUACACACCAGUUCCGUGCGAGCCUGCCACUGCUAAAGCCGCCGAUGGAUACGUGAAGCCACAGAUCAAGCAGGUGGUCCCUGAGUUUGUGAAUGCUUCUGCAGACUCUGCUGGGGGCGGCGCCACGUACAUGGACCAGGCCCCAUCCCCAGCUGUGUGCGCCCAGGCUCACUAUAACAUGUAUCCACAGAACCCUGACUCCGUCCUUGACACAGAUGGGGAUUUCGACCUGGAUGACACCAUGGACGUUGCGCGGCGUGUGGAGGAGCUCUUGGGCCGACCAAUGGACAGUCAGUGGAUCCCCCAUGCGCAGUCAUGACCCCGUCUCUUCUUCAGCUUCUCCAUCCUCACCAGAGGAACUACUGUUGUGGAUGUUUUAAUUCCAUGAAUCGCUUCUCUUUGGAAACAAUACUCAUAAUGUGAAGUGUUAAUACUAGUUGUGACUUUAGCGUUUCUGUGCAUGGUGGCACCCAUGAAGGGAGUAUGAGAGUGUGUGUGAGUGUGUGUGUGUGUGUAAGUUUGCAUGUGGUGGUGUUUCUCCCCCUUGCUGUCCAGAGUUUAGCUGCAGCACUGGGGCCACAAACAGAGGCUGUGCUUGUUUCUACCUUGUGCAAAAAGGCAGGCAGUUCCAUGAACCCUGGAACUUGGACAUGUGUCUUGAGGGUGGCUGAACUUUGAGAUUUGGCUGGUCCAGUAAGAGAAGGACACAGGGAGGGGAAAGCAGGACCUCUCCAUGAGAAUUCAUCACUGUGUCUGCCAAGCAAUUGAUAUGUAACCAUGGUUGGCUGUGCUUUUCCCCUGAAAUUUACAUAACUGCCUUUUGACAAAGAAAGCCCAUCCUCCCUCCCUCUCUCUGCCCUCAUCCCCAUCCCUACCCAGGAAAGGGGUAACACACAAAGGUUGUUGAGGCAAGGGAAGAAGUGGCAAGUCUUCUGAUGGGUGGUGGCUUUUUAGAUGACACUUAAUACAUCUUUGUCUUUCCCUCUUUGUCCUUCCUUCCCUCCCUUCCUCUUUCUCUCCUCUCUGUCCCUUCCCCUCAGUCUAUUGGUGGAAUUACCACACAGUUCCUAUACCUGUACACAUGUGCAGGCAUGUUUGAUGAAACAGAGGAAGGAAAAGAGGGUCACAUAAUUGAGAGCUUAGAAUGUUGCUGUCCUUUGCAUUUUGGCCUGAAGUGACAUGCCAGCCCUGCUGCCAGGCGCAAAGAACAGAGCCUUGUUACCCAGGAAGCUGCCGUUCUGCCUGCCCACCCUUCCCCAGUGCUGACGGAGGCACAUUCUGAGGUUUUCUUCCGGCUUAUUGAUAAUGGAGUGUUGCAGAUGUUGAAUAGUGUUUUUGUUUCUCAGUCAGGUCUUUUUUGUUCCCCCUUUCCACCCCAGUAUAUCAAAACGCUCUCUCCCUAUGUCGGGUCCUGUGCCAUGCAUACCCAGGUCACUUCAUUUCCCGUUGGUGUUCACAUACAAGGUCUUGAGUGGGUAGCAGGAGUGUGGUCUGAGCCUAGGCCAGCUUUUUCAGGUGUCGUUACCCAUCUCUUCCAGGGUGCUGUGUGUCAGGCCUUGGUUGUUUGGGGAAAUGCAGUCUUCACGCUUGCUGGGAAGUUUGAUAAACUGCCGAAACAAAACCAAACAAAGCCUCAGCAUAAUUUUGUCCCACACUUUCUCCUGUACAUGAGUAGGAAGGAAUGGGCUCAGGCAUAGCUAUGGCAGGUGAGUGGGAAGAGGGGGUAAGCAGAUAGCUUACACGUAAGGCCUUAUAGGGUAAUCCCCAGCCCCCCUCCAAAAGAAGGGCAUGACCACACCCAGGAGAGUAGGACCCUAAAAAUCUUAUUUUUAUACAUGUGACUAAAUAAACAAAUAUUUUUUUUACGAAAAUAACUUCUGAAUUUAUCAGUGUUUUGAUGUUAAAGGAAAAUAUUCCUCUGUCGUAGAUUAUUUAUGAAGAUGACUUUUCCAAAGCUGCUGCUUGCCUUGGCUUGGUUUCAUACACUGAUCUAUUUUUCUAUGCCAGGCAGGAGAAUCUCUGCUGGAUACCAGCAUUGAUGUAGGAUGCUGCUGAGCCCCUGCCCAACACCUCAAGACUUGGUUCAAAUCCCAGCCAUGGGGAUGGGGGUGUUGGGAAAAGGUGAACAGGAACACCUGACCGCUCCAGGUGCCAGCCUGAAAGGGCCCUUACCUGUCCCCUUCACUCAGGCUUCGUCACCACCUGCCUCUGAGGGAUAGCCCUCUGUGUUCCAGCAACCCUGGUGUGGGGGAAGGGAGGCAUGAGUUGACACACUUUCAGAUUUGUGGCGAAGUCAGCCCCAGGGAAGACUGAGGGUGCAGCAGCCUGGGAGUCCUGGGUGGCUCUGAGCUCACUCUAGUAUUUGCAGUUGGCAUUGGGGUUUGGGGGGAAGGCUGUAGAAGAGAAUGGGAGUCCAUGCUUGUAUGGUUGCUGAGCUGUCCUCAGUUUUCCUGAGGCUGUGCCUAAAGAUGGAAGAGAUUGUGGCCGGAAGGUGCGCUCGCUCUUUGCAUUCUCUUUUCUUUCUCCUCCCUGUUCCUGCAAACCACAGGAAGAGGCAAUGGCAAGUCUCCGCCACCUCAGCCUCUUGCCCGCUCCCAAACACACACACAAGUCAUAAAAAUGUUUCAACUCUCUGUGUGGAACGUGUAGGCUUUUGUAGGGGGCAGGGGGAGACUAAAAGUGAAUAUAACUUAAAAUGAAAGUAUACUUUUUAUAAUUUUUCUUUUUAAAACUUCAUGAAAUGACUUCAGACACAUAUUUUAGUGUUGAGGCAGAUUAGUAUUUAGCCACCAAACAAGUAUUGUGUACAAUUUGGGGCAGUCACAAGAUUGUGUAUUUUAUGUUACAAUAAAGCUUACCUCUGAAAGGACAAUAUUGAGUCUUGUUUUUAUU